AUGACCCACGUAAAGGAGCGACCGCGGGCGCGGUUUGCUCCUAUUCCCAUCGAAACGACCUUUGAACGGUACCGCAAGACCAUUCCCCCCGGCGCCGAGCUGACUCCCAGCCCUUCCCCGCGCUCACCGGCCCCGCCGCCGCUUGAACAACGUGAAAAGAGAAAGUUUGCCCCCCAACUAGUCGAGUCUUCGGUGCGCCGAGCUAAGCGAGCCGGCGACGAAGGCCCCGCUACCAAGUACACCGAUCGAACCGACAUCACUCCAUACACAAAUCAUAUUUACGCACCAAAAGCACGCAAGAAACAUGGCCAUACUCCGGUAUUGGACGCGGUGGAUACGCCACGAGGCCACGGCCGGCGGGAAUCAUGCGACGAUGAAAUCGCUGGGGGAGUCUUCGACUUGGUGGCCCGCGAUGCGCAGAGAAAACUCCAAGAGGUGGCCAUGAGUGCCUUCCCCAAUUUCGGGAAUCGGAUAGGCGGGGCAGAACAUUUCUACGUCCGGGAGGGCUCAGGGUCGGAAGAUGGGAACCAGCGGGGGAGGCCGCUGACGCGAGGGCCAUGGGAUGCUUCACAGACAAGGCGCAACUCGUCGGAAGAGGAUAUUAGCUGGGCGUUCAAGGAGAUGCAGGAGCAUGCCCAGGUUCUUCACCGGACCAGGACCAGGAGUAGAAUCGAUACGCUGGACCUCGACAACAUGAGCAUCGAUGGUCCCCCGAGCGAUGCGAUGGGGCUGACCAGGACGCAGAGGUCGUCCAUUGCGAGUUCUCCAAUAUGGACAACACGGGGUCUAUCCUCCAGCUCCCUCGGGCCAGUCGGAGAGCCAUCGGUGCCGCUGCUCCGUGCCGAAUCUCCGCUGCCCACCAUCGGCGAGUCGGUUAUCCCCUUCCCGUCCGAAUCGCCAGCUCUCCACCAACCCGGUAGCGAAAACCACACAGCCCAUAUCCCCUCGGCCCCCGCCGGUAAAGCCGGGGAUAUACCCUACGCCUCAGCCUCGCAAAUCCCGCCCGAGACCGGCUUUCGGAACCAUGGCCCAUUCAUGUCCUUCCCAGCCGAGCGGGACGUGUCUCUGGAUCGGGCACGACAACAGCACAAGCUACGCCUCAAGGUGUCCCCACCCAUGCUGGGCCAGGACCUCACAUUCCGACGAUGCCCAUCCCCGAAACAGACCAAGCUUGAGCCUGACCAUCUGUGGGAUAUCACCACGGGCACGACCUACGAGGAGCACAACCGCGACCCGACUGAGCAACACGGUCUGUGGCGCGGGUACUGUUAUACAGCCCACGUGUCAAGCGAGAAGCUGGCACCGGUCGACCGCCCGGCUAUGCUCUCGACUCCGGCCAUUGGCGCCGGUGGUAACGCGAAGAACAACCCGUUCGCCGCAGGCUUCGGCGGGCUCACCUCCGCUCCCGCGGCCGACCUUACGUUCAGUGAAGAACCCACGCCGUUUUCACCAAGCUCCAUCAGUCCUAUCCCAGGCACUGUCUCGGUACCACCCAACAACACUCACCAGAUGCCCGGACACCACACCAAACCCAGCGCCCCAAAGGGUCUCCACAUGCUCCAAAACCUCGCCAACAUCGACGAGAAGCUCAAGAAGGAAAAGGCCGCGGCCGAGCUGGAAGAAAAGAUCGCGGCCGAAUUCGACGACCACUUCAUCACACAGGUCUACAACUACCUCUCUCUCGGCUACCCAGCCACCGGCCGACAAUACGACGAUGAACUGAGCAAGAUCAGCCGGAUCGAUGUCGCCGAGCUGGGCAAGGAAGACCAAGCAAUCAUGGACGGGGUCUGGGCCGACACACAUAACCGCCAUAAUGACAACGAGGAAAUGGACAUCGAUGGGGCGAAACCGAACGGCCACCCUGUUAGGAGACGGUCGGGCGCGACGGGACAUAUCAUGCUGGACAGUGAGGAGAAGGACGAUGUGAGAGAGGAAGAUCGGUGUCAACGGUGGAAGGCCCUGAAGUUGUACAUCUUUGAGUGGGCGAGGCAACACCCGGAUUUGAAUGCCAUCGGCCCGGCGGCAUGGGGUGUGCGAGAGCGGAGGGGCAGUUGGGGCAUUUAA
Molecule: messenger RNA, 2064 nt
Organism: Dichotomopilus funicola
Lineage: Eukaryota; Fungi; Ascomycota; Sordariomycetes; Sordariales; Chaetomiaceae
Exons: 1
Coding region: 1-2064 (687 amino acids)
Source: RefSeq, a predicted model, not a curated record